AUGUCGAAUAUACCGAUCAUUAUCAAGCAUCAAGGCAAGAAAUAUGAUAUCGAGCUCGAUCCUACGUCCAACGGCGAAACACUAAAAUAUCAGCUCUAUUCUCUCACUGGCGUUGAGCCAGAACGACAAAAGAUCUUGGUUAAAGGCGGGCAACUUAAAGAUGACACUGAUCUUUCGAAAAUCGGCGCCAAGCCAGGACAGACAUUUUUGAUGAUGGGAACACCUGCAGAGGGAGGAACACUUUCUAAGCCAAAGGAACCGAUAAAAUUUGUUGAAGAUAUGACCGAAGCAGAAGCUGCACAACAAGUUGGAGCAACACCAGCCGGAUUACAAAACUUGGGAAAUACAUGUUAUCUCAACUCAACGUUACAAACUCUCAGAGCUAUUCCAGAGUUGCAAGAUAGUCUGCAGAAGUUCACACCAUCUGAAACAGGUUCCAACAACAUGCUCAAUGCAUUCCAACUCAGUCGACCCCAAUCGCUCGAUCUGACAGCCGCAAUGCGAGAUUUGUACACGCAGAUGUCAGAAACACAAGAGGCGUUUCCGCCACUCAUUUAUCUCAACGCUCUACGACAAGCCUUCCCACAAUUUCAAGAAAAAGCCAAGAAUGGCCACGGCUACGCACAACAAGAUGCUGAAGAAGCUUGGACGCAAAUCCUCCAGGUACUACGAUCAAGCUUAAAGAUUGGUGAAGGUGGAAACACUGAAGGAUCUUCAUCUACGUCGGUCUCUUUUGUUGACAAAUAUAUGGCGGGAGCAUUCCAAUCUAUCACGGAGUGUGAUGAGCAAGGUGCAAAGGACGCAGGUGAACAACAAAUCAAAGGAAAUGAUGUUUUCUUGAAGCUGGAUUGUCAUAUCACUGGCGCAACUAAUCAUCUUCGAGAUGGACUGGUCGCAGGAUUGGAGGAAAAGAUUGAAAAGAGAUCUGAAGUCCUUGGUCGCGAUGCCAUUUACACCAAAAAAUCCAAAAUCUCACGUCUUCCCAAAUACCUCACUGUCCAUUUCGUUCGAUUCUUCUGGAAACGCGAGGCUCAAAAGAAAGCAAAGAUUAUGCGCAAGGUUACAUUUCCUCAUGAAUUGGACGUAGUAGAAUUCUGUACGGAUGAGCUCAAGCAAAUGUUGAUCCCGGUUAGGGACAAGGUUCGUGAAGUACGAAAGGAAGAGGAAGAUAUUGAACGUGCUCGCAAGCGUCAAAAGCGUAUUCACGAUAAAGAAGAAGCUGACAAGAAAGCUGGCCUUGUCGAUGAAGCAUCAUCUUCCUCAAAGAAAGAUGAGAAGAAGGAGACUAAGUCUAAAGACGGUGAUACCGAAAUGGAGGAUGUUGUUUAUAAGACCGACGCGGAGAUUGAUGCGGAAAAAGCAGCUUCAAUCUUGGAGGCAAAGAAGGAGUUGAAUGCGUUAAUCAAUCCAGAGCUUGCCAAGGAUGACGGAGCAAACAAGUCUGGUCUUUACGAACUUCGUGGUAUUGUUACCCAUCAAGGAUCUAGUGCGGAUAGCGGUCAUUACACUUCAUAUGUGAAGAAGCAAGGACCACUUGACCGCAAGACUGGCGUACGUGGUGAGGAAGAUGGAAAGUGGUGGUGGUUCAACGAUGACAAGGUUUCAGAGGUCGAUGCUGAGAAGAUUGCUACUCUCGCUGGUGGUGGAGAAUCUCACUCUGCGCUCAUCUUGCUCUACAAGGCUAUCCCAUUACCUACUGCUGAAGGUAUCAACUAA
Botrytis sinoallii is the source of this 1716-nucleotide messenger RNA. RefSeq lists its product as uncharacterized. Gene Ontology annotation, biological process: regulation of proteasomal protein catabolic process; protein deubiquitination; proteasome-mediated ubiquitin-dependent protein catabolic process. Lineage: Eukaryota; Fungi; Ascomycota; Leotiomycetes; Helotiales; Sclerotiniaceae. The transcript has a single exon. Gene Ontology annotation, molecular function: proteasome binding; protein binding; cysteine-type deubiquitinase activity. Bases 1 to 1716 code for a protein of 571 amino acids. The record is from RefSeq and is a predicted model, not a curated record.